Messenger RNA from Drosophila erecta, 1649 nucleotides. It is a transcript of the gene wmd, whose product is annotated as serine-threonine kinase receptor-associated protein. Gene Ontology annotation, biological process: spliceosomal snRNP assembly. The transcript is spliced from 3 exons. Lineage: Eukaryota; Metazoa; Arthropoda; Insecta; Diptera; Drosophilidae. Bases 424 to 1410 code for a protein of 328 amino acids. Gene Ontology annotation, molecular function: protein binding; RNA binding. Gene Ontology annotation, cellular component: SMN complex. The record is from RefSeq and is a predicted model, not a curated record.
UCGCCUCACGCCCCCACCGCCGCCGAUAGGUACUCUGUGUACGGGCUAUCGAGGCUGGAGUCGGCUACCAAUCGUCCAUCCACAACAACAACGUGUCGCGUAAUUAUUUUCCCCUCUUGUUUAUAAAAUUAAACGCAUCAGAUUGUAAAUACACUGCACACAGCUGCAAAGCCCGCAAAACACACGGUCACAGCAGCAACUCGAACUUAAGCAACGAACGGGAAAAUCAUUAUCGUACGGGCAGUGAAGAGCAAUUAAUCAGGCGAAACCACCAAUCCAAGUACAAAGUAGCUUCCAAACCGCCAGCUAUUCAUUAAGUGCACAGUUCGCCAGGCGCUCAGCAGACAUAACGGUCGCUACACUCAAAGAAACCCACAAGUAUUACGGACCACACACCCACACAGUCACCCCACCACCACCAGCAUGGCCGCCAACAACUUGCGACAAAUCCCCCUGACCUGCAGUGGCCACACGCGACCCGUGGUCCACCUGGACUUCAGCGACAUCUGCGACGCCGGCUACUUUCUCAUCUCGGCCUGCAAAGAUGGCAGCCCGAUGCUGCGGCACGGCGACACCGGCGACUGGGUGGGCACCUUCGAGGGACACAAGGGCGCCGUGUGGAACGCCACGCUGAACCGGAACGCCACUUUGGCCGCCUCCGGAGCGGCCGACUUCACCGGCAAGGUGUGGAAUGCGGUGAGCGGGGCCGAGAUACACAGCUUCCAGCAUAAGCACAUCGUGAAGAGCGUGGCCUUCGACAGGGAUUCCGAGAACAUAGUGACUGGUAGCAACGAGAAGCUCGUGCGGGUCUUCAACCUGGAGCAGCCCGAGGCACAGCCGGAGGAGUACGCCGGACACACGGGGUCCAUCAAGCGGGCGCUCUUCUGCCGCGGCGACAAGUGCAUCAUCUCGGCGGCCGAGGACAAGACGGUGCGCCUCUGGGACCGCAUGACGGGCAUCGAGGUGCAGCGCCUGCAGUUCAACAGUAAUCCGAACAGCCUGGAGAUCUCUAGCGACAACCACAUCCUGACCAUAUCGCACGGCUCCUCGAUUAGCUUCUGGGAGAUCGACACGCUGAAGAAGCUGAAGGAGGUAAAAGUGCCGACGAACGUGGCGUCGGCCAGUUUGCAUCCGGAUAAACAUGUAUUUGUUUGUGGCGGCGAGGACUUUAAGAUGUACAAAUUCGAUUACAUUACAGGAAACGAAAUUGAAUCUUUCAAGGGCCAUUUCGGACCCGUGCACAGCGUGAAGUUCAGCCCGGAUGGCGAGCUCUAUGCCAGCGGCUCCGAGGACGGCACUCUCCGGCUGUGGCAAACCACUGUGGGAAAGACCUACGGCUUGUGGAAGUGCACGGAGCCCACGGACCUGGGCAAUUCCAUCAGCUCGCCGCGCGAGGUGCAGGCGAACUGAUGUUGGCGCAGCAGGAGUCGCUGCUACACAGCCCACGCUGCAUCGGCGACGCAACGGAAGGGCUCGUGACUCGGAGCUACGGCUGAGAUCCGAUUAUCAGAACAAGAACAACACGUAGUGUGGGCUACAAUAACGAUUCUUCAUAUUCCAACGCUGAACUCUCUCAUUGGCAUUAAAUGAUAAUCACACACAAAACUACAUUGUGAAAUGCAAUAGAAAUAAAUAACUUAAGUGUCGCA